Bufo bufo (common toad) is the source of this 1500-nucleotide messenger RNA. It is a transcript of the gene MSANTD4, whose product is annotated as Myb/SANT DNA binding domain containing 4 with coiled-coils. The coding region runs from base 253 to 1404 and encodes 383 amino acids. The transcript is spliced from 4 exons. The record is from RefSeq and is a predicted model, not a curated record. Lineage: Eukaryota; Metazoa; Chordata; Amphibia; Anura; Bufonidae.
CCUCCUUCUCCCUGUGUCCGCCAGCUCCUGUGCCUGGCAGUAACCCCCCUGCUAUUAUUAUCUGGGGCUGGGCAUCCCUUGCUGUGUCUGUGCCCGGGGGGAUUCAUACUACUCAGCGCACUGCGUCUGCAGAAUUCUCUGGGAAAAGCAAUUACUUAAUCAUUAAAACUGGCCAAAUUCAGCAGAAAGAAGCAGCUGCCGCAGAUCUUUCCACCUCGGACUCCACUUGGUGUAUCUGCUGAUGUAAAAAAAAUGACCCUGCAACCAUCUAUGAUAAAGCAGCUAAAAAGAAAGAGGAAAAGUAAUUUUAGUGUCCAAGAAACACAAACGUUACUAACAGAAAUAAAAAAGAGAAGAGAAGUCAUUUUUUCGAAGCAGCUCAACACCACAAUUAACGAAAUGAAGCGCAAAGCCUGGGAAGAAAUAGCGGAAUGUGUGAAUGCGCUUGGUGAAGGAGAACAAAGGACAGGAACAGAAGUAAAACGAAGAUAUCUGGAUUGGCGGUCUCUCAUAAAGAGGAAAAGCCUGAAUUCAGAUCUUAAAAUAGGAAAUUCUGGAAUGCACCUACCACUGUCGGAUAUAGACUCUAUCAUUGAUGAUACAGAUGACAAGCCAACUGGGUUAACAAAUGACUCGAGCUUAGAGUGGAAAAGUGGGCCAGAUGUCCGAGAAGCAAAUGAGUCUAUGACUGAAAUCAAAGUUGAAGAAGAAGAACCUGAAAGCUUUGAAGGUCCUAGCUGGAAAAAGAAAAUUUCACAUCCUUGCUUUGGAAUCCAGUUCAACUCCCGUCAAAAUAGAAUUGUGUAUAAUCAGACGCCUAGUGAAGAGAAGUUUGAAAUGGAAGAAGAUGAAAUGUUAUCAAAUGUUUUGCCUGACUCUAGAGAAGAAAAUGACCUUCCUGAGGAAUUUCCCAGAAUCGAAGAGUUUGGCAGCUUAAGCUCUAUCUCCAGAAUCCCGUAUAAAGAUUCCCACCUACUUAUCAACCUAGAGAAGCAGAAGCUGGAGAUGGAAAGGCAACGUUUGAGCAUCGAAGCCGAGAGACUACAAGUAGAAAAGGAGAGACUUCAAAUUGAAAGAGAGAGAUUGCGGCACUUAGACAUGGAGCAUGAGAGACUCCAGCUUGAGAAAGAGCGUUUGCAGAUUGAACGAGAGAAGCUUCGGCUACAAGUCAUGCAUGCAGAGAAGACCAACCUGGAGAACGAUUUUGUGCAAGCAGAAAAGAGUGUUUUGCAGCCCUUCGACAUAGAAGCUGAAAAAUUAAAACUGGAAAGGGAACACCUUCAGCUAGAAAAGGAGAGGCUUCAGCUCUUAAAGUUCGAGUCUGAGAAGCUUCACAUAGAGAAGGAACGCCUGCAAGUCGAGAAAGAACGACUACGAAUUCAAAGAGAAGGGCACCUACAAUAAAAGUGUGAACCACAAUAGUACAAUUUCAUUAGUUUUACAGUGACUUUGGUCUUGUCUUUGUUGCUUUGUCUGUAGACUUUGAUCUCUGUUCUGUCG